Molecule: messenger RNA, 1418 nt
Organism: Canariomyces notabilis
Lineage: Eukaryota; Fungi; Ascomycota; Sordariomycetes; Sordariales; Chaetomiaceae
Product: NAD(P)-binding protein
Exons: 2
Coding region: 253-1212 (319 amino acids)
Source: RefSeq, a predicted model, not a curated record
GACGAUCUCAAGCCUCUUCCUUAGUUCUACACAGUAUUCGGAGACGGCAACAUUAUGUCCGAGUCAAAGACGUACCGCCCACAGCGCUCGGGAUCUCGCCUGAGUAAGUCCUCGAGGGGAUAUAAAGAAGACCAGGUCCAGAGUUCGGAAGCCUCUCUUCAUGUUCGCCUGCAUCUUCAACCAACACCUGUCCCCAAACCCCUCGGAAAUAACAUAGCGACCACGGAACUCUAAACGGCUAUUGCAACCAUCAUGGCGGUCCUAUCAGCCCUUUACGGUGUUAGCUCGACCAUCUUCUCCAAUCUGUUCAUCAAGCUUCCGGUUCCUCAGAGCACCCCAGACUUGGCGGAGCAGACGAUCGUGGUCACGGGUUCCAACACGGGUCUAGGAUUGGAGGCCAGCCGGCAUCUCCUCCGCCUGGGAGUGGGAAAGCUUAUCAUGGCCGUCCGGGACCUGAAGAAAGGCGAAAAGGCCCGGGCGGAACUCCUAGAGUCCACCAAGCGACUCCCGGACUCGGUCGAGGUUUGGCAUCUAGACAUGGAGAACCAUGACUCGAUCAAGAGCUUUGCCCAUCGUGCCAAUACCGAGCUGCCACGCCUCGACGCCGUGCUUGCCAACGCCGGCAUCCUGGCGGGCAAGUUCACGCUCUCGAACGGCAUCGAGAAGACCAUAGCAGUCAACGUCGUCUCGACCUAUCUUCUCUUCCUGCUGCUCCUCCCAAAGCUGCGCCAGGCGCCAUCCACAGGACGGUUUGUCAUUCCAAACUCGGCAUUGCACUACUUGGCGCCCACGAAGGACCUCGAGGUGGCGGCGGGCGGAAAAUCCAUCUUUGCCCGGCUCAACGACCCGAACAACGUGGACAUGGAGGCCCGGUAUAGCGUCUCCAAACUUCUCGUCAUAUACGUCACCCGCGAGUUUGCGUCCAUGAUGGCCGCAUCGGACAAGCCUGCCGUUAUCGUGAACACGCCGAACCCCAGCUACUGCAAAUCAGGUCUGCUGCGAGAGGCUCCAGGGCCAGCUCCGCCCAGCUUCCUGGCCCGCACCACCGAGAUGGGCAGCAGAGCACUGGUGCAUGGCCUCCUCGCCGGUCCCGAGAGCAGCGGGCAAUAUCUGACUAAAUCAUGUCUUUGGGACUUCACUGCAACAGUCCAGCAUCGCAUGUUACCAACAAGACCGGUGCGCAAAUACAGAAGGCCUUCUUCAAAGAGCUAAUGAGGGAGCUCGAUUCCAUCGUGCCUGGUGUUUCGGCAAAUUUGUGAUUGUACAUUGUCUGGUUCUGCGCUGGAGGGAAUUGGGUUAGACUUAGGUAAUCGAACAACCAUGUAAAGUAGUGUAUGAUCCUUUCAACCUCACCUCUGCGAUCAACUGACAGCUCCACCGAUCUCUCCAUACCAUCCCACGGCUCUCACCGGGCUGGC